AUGGCUACCACCGAGACAAACUCUUCAAAUGACCGUAAGCAGCUUCAUGUGGUGAUGUUCCCAUGGCUUGCUUUCGGUCACAUCAUCCCUUUCCUCGAACUCUCCAAAUUCAUAGCCCAAAAUGGUCACAAAGUCUCGUUUCUUUCGACCACUAGAAACAUACAACGUCUUCCCACCCUCCCUUCCCACCUCUCACCACUCAUAAAUCUUGUUAAACUCACUUUUCCACGUAUUCAAGAGCUGCCCCAUAAUGCAGAGGCCACAAUGGACAUCGGCACUGAUGAUAUUCCUUACCUCAAGAGAGCCUUUGAUGGUCUUCAGCCGGAUGUCACUCGUUUUCUUGAGGAAGAGUCUCCGGACUGGAUUAUUUAUGAUUUUGCUCCCUACUGGUUGCCAUCAGUCGUGGCUGGCCUUGGAAUCUCGCGAGCCUUCUUCUCGAUUAUCAACGCAUGGUUCAUCGCUUUUCAGGGACCUUCGCCCGAUGACUUGAUAAAUGGUUCUGAUGAUCGAACGAUCGCUAAUGAUUUCUUGGCACCGCCAAAAUGGGUUCCCUUUCCGAGCAAACUUUGCUAUCGGAAGCAUGAGGCCAGUUGGAUGGUGGGCAACCUUUCUGUUAAUGCUUCUGGUGUUUCGGAUGCAUAUCGUGGGGGAAUGGUUUUAAAGGGAUCUGAUUGUAUAUUUAUCAGACAUUGUUAUGAGUUCGAACCGCAAUGGCUAACCCUUUUAGAGAAGCUACUCAAACUACCAGUGAUACCCGUGGGGUUAAUGCCACCUGUAACACCCACCCACGUCGGUGAUGAGAAAGAUGCGACGUGGGUGACUAUCAAGAAAUGGCUUGAUGGUCAACAAAAUGGUCGUGUGGUGUAUGUGGCAUUAGGAAGUGAGGUUAUGUUAAGCAAAAGCGAGCUGGCUGAGUUAGCUUUGGGUCUCGAGCUCUCCGGAUUGCCAUUCUUUUGGGCUCUUAGAAAACCAGUAGGUUCCACCGAGUCGAACUUAAUAGAGUUGCCAGAGGGAUUCUUGGAACGAACCCGUGACCGUGGAGUGGUGUGGACGAGUUGGGUACCUCAGUUACAAGUACUGAGCCAUGAGUCAGUGGGUGGCUUCUUGACUCAUUGUGGUUGGGGUUCAAUUGUGGAAGGAUUAAUGUUCGGUCACCCUCUAAUAAUGCUACCGUUUUUGGUGGACCAAGGUCUAAAUGCUCGAAUACUUGUGGAUAAACAGGUGGGAAUCGAGGUACCAAGAAAUGAAGAAGAUGGCUCCUUCACCAAGGAGUCCGUAGCCAGAUCGCUGAAGUCGGUUGUAGUCGAAGAUCAAGGGAAGAUCUACAAGGCGAAUGCCAUGGAGUUGAGUCAAAUAUUCAGCAACACUAAUCUGGAAAAACGGUAUAUAAACAACUUUAUAGACUAUUUGGAAAAGAAGAGAGGUGUGGUUGCUAUAAACGAUGAAGCAUAACCAUAUGGAGUA
Messenger RNA from Helianthus annuus (common sunflower), 1464 nucleotides. Its product is annotated as UDP-glycosyltransferase 91D2. NCBI's taxonomy places the organism in Eukaryota, Viridiplantae, Streptophyta, Magnoliopsida, Asterales, Asteraceae. The record is from RefSeq and is a predicted model, not a curated record. Gene Ontology annotation, molecular function: UDP-glycosyltransferase activity. Bases 1 to 1452 code for a protein of 483 amino acids. The transcript has a single exon.